Verruconis gallopava is the source of this 1083-nucleotide messenger RNA. RefSeq lists its product as uncharacterized. Gene Ontology annotation, cellular component: mitochondrion. The transcript has 2 exons. NCBI's taxonomy places the organism in Eukaryota, Fungi, Ascomycota, Dothideomycetes, Venturiales, Sympoventuriaceae. Gene Ontology annotation, molecular function: delta(3,5)-delta(2,4)-dienoyl-CoA isomerase activity. The coding region runs from base 122 to 958 and encodes 278 amino acids. The record is from RefSeq and is a predicted model, not a curated record.
GAUAGAUCCCUUUAGACGUACAUACUCAUUUUUCUUUACUUGUAUUUCAUCAAUUAUUAACUGUACCACCAGCUGGAUUAUUUUUAGUCGAACAGCUUGGUUGCUUCUCAAAUCAGUCAAAAUGCCGGACACAUACAAUUACGAGUACUUCAAUGUAACCUUUCCGGCCGAGUUCGUGGCACAGGUCGAAAUCAAUCGGCCAGAGAAGCUCAAUGCCUUCAUCCAAAAGAUGUGGUUGAACUUCUCCGCCAUUAUCAAGAAGCUCUCCCUGGACCCAGACUGUCGUGCUGUCAUUAUCAGUGGCGCUGGCCCGCGUGCUUUCACCGCAGGUCUUGAUGUCCAGGCUGCGUCACAGGGAACUCUGAAGAAGUCCGACACGGAUGUAGCUCGCAAAGCACGAAAGACCCGAGAGAGCAUCAUCGAGUUUCAAGAUUGCAUCACUGAUAUUGAGCGCUGCGGCAAGCCAGUCAUCAUCGUUUACCAUGGUAUCAGCUAUGGUUUGGGGAUUGACAUGGGUGUUGCAUGCGACAUCAGAAUAGCUACCAAGGACGUCAGGCUCAGCGUCAAGGAAGUCGAUAUCGGCCUCGCAGCUGACAUUGGCACAUUGACGAGACUUCCGAAGAGUGGUUGCAGUUUUUCGUGGGUAAAGGAGGUUGCGCUUACGGCAAGGGAGUUCUAUGCCGACGAAGCGUUAAGAGUCGGAUUCGUAUCGCACGUGGUUGAGAACAAAGAGGCUGGUAUUAAAAAAGCAAUCGAGAUUGCCAGCUUGAUCGCCUCAAAGUCACCUGUCGCUGUUUAUGGCACCAAAGAGCUUCUUAACUGGAGCAGAGACAGGCCCGUCGACGACGGUCUCAAGUAUACGGCCAUCUGGAACGCUGGCAUGAUUCAAACAUCGGAUGUGGAGAGAGCCAUGUUGUCAGGGCUACAAAAGCGGAAGCCUACAUUUGAGAAGCUAUGAAAGGAGACUGGAGUCCGAGACAAAUUUGAUUUCUGUGAGAACCCGUCGUCUCAUGUUCAUGUCAUUUAUGCUAUAGAAACUGCCUAUGAGGCAGGCAAGAAAUUUUAUGCCCGCGAGAAGAACAA